Molecule: messenger RNA, 8955 nt
Organism: Eleginops maclovinus (Patagonian blennie)
Lineage: Eukaryota; Metazoa; Chordata; Actinopteri; Perciformes; Eleginopidae
Product: SH3 and multiple ankyrin repeat domains protein 2-like
Cellular component (GO): dendritic spine; postsynaptic density; postsynaptic membrane
Molecular function (GO): synaptic receptor adaptor activity; ionotropic glutamate receptor binding
Source: RefSeq, a predicted model, not a curated record
GACUCACGCUAAGCGCGGCUAGCAAGGGAUGCUACAAACAAUUUACAACACUCUACAAGUAACCACAGGAUCGGUCUGAAACACAAUGACAGUAUACUUCCUGCAUUCAAAGGAGGUCACUGCGGAUACAACAAGGAGCAACACAGCCUGAACUGCAGACAAAAAGCAUGUUUCUAAGGAUGAAGCCAGUCUCGUGGGAUAGUCAUGUUUUAUCUCCAUGACAGCUAUGUCACUCAGCCCUCUCUGCAGUGACCCCUGCACAGCAAAGGAUGCUGGAAAAUAACGAGCACUUUUAUCCCGGUCAGGAUGACAAAGAUGGGGAGGAUGAGGAGGAGGAAGAGGAGCAGGGAAGAGAAAACAGAGAAUGGGAAGAUGGACGUGACACGGAGAAUGGAGGGUUAGAGGGUCUGGAGGAGAAGGAAAUGACUGGAGGACGGCAAUCCUGGGAAGGGAAAGGUGGCGAGAUGAUGAAACCUGCAGCCAUUGUGGUCGGUAGGCAGAGAGCAGACCGACCUAUGAGGCCGGGCAACCUGGCCAACCGCGGUAUCACAUACAUGACAAAUCAAGCCAUGCUGUAUCACCAACCUGCCAAUAAGCAACAGCAUCAUGUCAUCGUGGCCAAUCCUCAGCCUCACCACGCAGGCCUGAACGCGCUGCAGAAGAGACGAGCCCACAUGGAGCGCAGCAUGACCACAAUGGCUCCCAUGGAGGAGACUUUCCUGACCAUGAUGGUGUUCCGCAUUGGGAUUCCUGACAUCAAACAAACAAGGUGUCUCCAGUUUGACCAGGACUGCUUCGUGUGGAGCGCCAAGCAGCAGAUCAUCUGCUCCCUCAGCGAGUCGUUGUGGGACGUCUACAACUACGGCCUCUUCCAGCCGGCUGGAGACGGACGGGACGCCAAGUUCCUGGAGGAGGAGCGCGCUCUGCGGGACUACGCACAGACCUUUGAGAAGGGGGUGCCCUACCUGGAGUUCAGGUACAAAACCAGAGUUUAUAAACAGACGAAUCUGGAUGAGAAGGCGCUCGCCAAACUCAGCACAAAGGCCAGUCUGAAGAAGUUCCUGGAUUACAUUCAGACUGGAGCAAUAGAGAAAAUGGCAAAAGUCCUCGAAAAAGGUCUCGAUCCAAACUUCCAUGACCCUGACAGUGGAGAGACCCCGCUCUCUGUGGCGAUGCAGUUUGGUCUGCCGGUGGAGGGCAUCAGAUUGCUGAUUCUGGGCGGCGCUCAUUUGGACUUCAGGUGCAGAGACGGCUUCACGCCGAUGCACAAAGCAGUGAGGGCUCACAAUCACGCUGGGCUGAUGGCUCUGUUGUCCCUCGGAGCGUCUCCAAACUACAAGGACCGCUGCGGCCUGACCCCGCUGUACCACACCGUGCUGACAGGGGGCGACACCUCCUGCUGCGAGACCCUGCUGUAUUACAGAUCAAAGCUGGGGUCCAGGGAUGAGAAUGGCUGGGAUGAGUCCCAUCAGCACAGGGAUGAAGAGGAGUUUGGAAUGGAAGAAAUACAUAAGGCCUGCCAGAAUGGCUUUGCCCAGCACUUGGAGCAUCUGCUGUUUUAUGGUGCUGACACCUCUUCUCAAAAUGCCUCAGGGAACAGUGCACUUCACAUUUCUGCCCUGUACAACAAGGAGAGCUGUAUCCGGGUUCUGCUGUACAGGGGAGCAAACAGGGAGGCAAAGAACAAACACGGUCAGACCCCUUUUCAGCUAGCUAUAAUGUCAGGUCACUUUGAGGUCGCUGAAAUCAUCAAAAACCACAAGGAUUCUGACAUUGUUCCCUUUUUGGAAUCGCCAAAGUAUGUCCCUAAGCGAAAAGAUAGCGCCGCCACUCUGCCUCUCCCCUCACUUCACUCCCACCCCCUGCUGCGCGCUAACAGUGAUAACUCCAUGACCCAGUCCGACCCUCUGGCCCUGCCCAACAAGGCUGCGACCAAUCCCAACCCGGGACAGGUCCAACGCAGAGCCUCCAUCGGCAUGAGGAGCUCCAGCAGCCCAAGGUCUCGCACUCGCUCCCCAUCCAGAGGGAGGGGGGGGCAAAGCGACACAGAGGAAAGGCAACGGCAGCCCAGAGGCAGACAGGGUGCCACCUCAGCGGGCAGCGGUGGAGGUCAGAUGAAGCGCAUGUACAGCGCCGUUCCAGGGCGGGUUUACGUGGCCACCCGUGCCCACUCCUCUGGUGGAGAUAGAGAACUGUCGCUUAACAAAGGCGACAGAGUAAAAGUGUUAAGUGUGGGAGAGGGGGGGUACUGGGAGGGAACCGUGAGAGGUCGCACCGGCUGGUUUCCUUCAGACUGCGUGGAAGAAGUGGCACCUCCCAGCAAAGACAAUCGAACAGAGACGCGCAGUGAGAAAGCCAAGAGGAAGCUUUUCCGUAACGUCACCGUCGGAGCCUACGACGGCAAUGACGGCCCCAGUGACUACAUCAUUAAGGAGAAGACAGUGCUCCUACAGAAGAAAGACAAUGAGGGUUUUGGCUUUGUGCUUAGGGGAGCCAAAGCUCAGACUCCCAUAGAGGAGUUCACUCCAACGCCAGCCUUCCCCGCCCUGCAGUACCUGGAGUCUGUAGAUGAGGGGGGCGUGGCCUGGAGGGCGGGCCUUAGAAUGGGGGAUUUCCUCAUCGAGGUGAACGGCCAGAAUGUGGUGAAGGUCGGUCACCGGCAGGUCGUCAACAUGAUCCGGCAGGGCGGCAACAGCCUCAUGGUGAAAGUGGUGAUGGUCGCUCGAAACCCCGAGCUGGACGACACGGCUCGGAAGAGAGCCCCGCAGCAGACCAAGAGACUGACUCCUCCUGCCAUCGCCCUGCGCUCCAAGUCAAUGACGUCAGAGCUGGAAGACAUGGCUGCCUCUCCGUGGAAAAAGAAAGCAGAUUACGACUCUACUCUGGGUCCUGAUAAGAAGAGGACAGUCUAUCAGAUGGCACUAAACAAACUGGACGAAAUAUUGGCUGCUGCCCAACACACUAUUACAUCAGACAACCAGGGCCAGAGGGGUCAUGGAGGCAAGAGGGAUAGGAGCAAGAGCAUUGUUCCGAACAGCUCCAAUGAGCAGCCAUCAGGCAGCAUGGGGCAGUCCGGACAAGGUUUUGGCUACAACCAAGCCCACUUUCAACCCGGCCACGCUCAGCACGCCGUCAUGAUGCGUCAGAAAUCUAUUGGUGUAACAGAGGAGGAGAGGCAGUACCUUCACCCCCCAGCCAUGAAGCUGGCUCGUAGCCUGUCGGUGCCCGGACCGGAAGAAAUCCCUCCGCCCCCCAACACAUCCGCCCCGGAGCCGCCUUUAUCAGCAGGUCCUCACCCCGGGAGAGGCCCUGCUAUGCCCAUCCCUCCUGUAUCUCAAGCCCAUUACCAGAGUCAAUCCCAGCCAGGACAUGCUACUCAGGCAGGCUGGGAGAGGGGGGGGGCAGGUGGGAUGAGCCAGCAGGUCAUGGUCCCCACCCUCCGCAGACAGGCUGAAGCACCGGAGGCCUCCAGGAGAGGUGGGGGCAAGAUGGGCGGGUUACGGAGAGGCUACAGCAGCGCCACACCGCCGACAAGUGCUAAACCUAAGACCCAGCCGCCGCCGCAGCACCAUCCGCACAUGGCCAACAGCCAGGGCGGAGCAGGCGGCAGGGGGGGUGGGGCCAGACGGGGUCGCGGGGCCCUGAUGAAGCAGUCGAAGGUGGAAGACGGGCUGAGGCAGCAUCGAGGGAAAGGAGUAGCAGCCAAAGAGAAGAGCUCCAUCCCCAUCCCCACCAUCAUCGUCAAAGCGCCCUCAACCAGCAGCAGCGGGCGGAGCAGCCAGGGCAGCAGUAUGGAGACCGAGCCCCAACCAGAGGCGGAGGACAACACCUCAGCGGAGACGAACUCUGACAGCACCAGCCUGCCCUCACCGCUCACCCCCAUACCACCUCAGCCCCCUACGUCCACUCCCUCGCUUUCAUCGACCGCCGCCCCGCCCGUCUCCUCGCAGCAGAACCUGGAGAACUUGGAUUACACGUCCACGUAUGGGACGGCCUUCGGAGGGGGUGGGGCGCGCAGGGAGAGGGAACGUUUCCGAGACAUGAGAAGGAAGAGCGCUUCUUUCUUCCUCUCGUCUGAGGAGGACGUCCAGGGAGUGGCAGGGGGAGGAGCGGUGGAGGGAACCAGAAUUCAGCCUUUACAAGGCUCACAAAUGGACGUGCCCACCCCUCGCUUACGGCCCUCCAAGUCCAUAGAUGAGGGCAUGUUUUCCGGAGACAACUAUGUCCACUAUUCCAGCAGCAUGCCCCCAGCUUUUGGCCUGCCGGAGUAUUCGUCCCCCGUCCCUAAUCAGGACGGACAGCCCAAGUCGGCGCCUUCGAUGUACGGCAGCCAGGCCACCACCACUUUCAUCCACCCGCUUACAGGGAAAGUCCUGGACCCCUCCUCCCCGCUCGGCCUGGCCCUCGCUGCGAGAGAAAGGGCCCUAAAAGACGACCGCAGGACGCGCCGGGAGGACAGACACUUUGGCCGGCAGAUGUCCACAGUAGGAGCGUUCCCCACCCCCGUCCAGACCCCGACCCCUUCCCUUUUUGCGACCCCUACACAAUCAGCCUACACCUCCCCAGUGUCCGUCCACCUGACCUCCCCCACCACCACCACCUCGCCCGCACCUAUAAGCCGGCCGCAGUCGCCCAGGAUAUUACGCUUGGGAGGGGGGGGAGGUGGGGAGAGGAUGGAGCGGGAGAAGGAGGGAGGAUCAAGGGAGGGUCUCAGAGUCCGCUUCUCGGAGGACAGAACCAGUCAGUAUUCCACGCAGUAUUACUCACAGAGCCCCCGGGACAGAGAAAAGGACGUGUAUGACAGCCGAUCUGCUCCGCCCAUGCAGCCUCCUCCCCCUCCUGUUCAGCCCGCCCCCCGCAGACCUUCCUUUCUGCAGAUGGAUGCCAACAGCAGCUACAUCCCUCAGUACACUGUCCCCACAGCCUCAGCACAGACACAUGAUGGAGAAGCAAGAGCAGGAGCAAGCGGAGGUCUGGGACUGAUGGUGCUCCCUCCGCCCGCUCCCUCUAUUGACGCAGACGACGAGUUUGUCUUCGCCGACCCUCUGCCUCCCCCCAUACAGUUUGCCAACGGGAAGAAGGAGAGAGGCCAGGAGUAUCCUCAGCAGCAUCGGAGUCAACACUCUGCUGCCGCUCCGCCUCCUCCACCCCCUCUCCCGUCUAUCAGGCAAUCAAGCGCUCCUCAGGCCGGUGACUCCGCUGCCUCCAGCCUCACAUCCUACGACAGCGAGGUGGCCAACCUCACACAGUCGGCCCCCUCUCCAUCUUAUCCCUCCACGCAGAUAUUUUCCCCUCCAUCCACCACCUCCACCACCUCUGCUGCCGCCGCUCUGCCUGCCGGAGCGCUGCACAGACCCCAGCCCAUGUCUCACUCUCACCCCUACUACGACCCCUCUGUGGGAGGCCAGGACAGAGGCGCGUCCGUCCUCACGUCCACCAUGACUUACGCUACGACCACCAUGACAGCCACCGCCGCCGCUGCCACCACGACCUCGCCGGCAGGGGGGAAAACCUCCGACCACACCCAUCAUCACCCCGCCGGAGACUGGCAGGACGGCGUGGUGGAUUCUGGGAUCGAGGAGCUGGACAGUCACAGCAGUAGCGACCAUCACUUGGAAAUGCUGGGAUUGAGCGGGCUGAGGGGAGGGAUCGGAGGGGAGGGAGAGAGGGGAGGGGGGGAGCAUCAGGAUCCUUGCACAACCUACUCAGGUGGGCAAACUUUUGAGGUGCACAGUGCCAAACUGGCAAACCCUGUGUUUCCAAAGAUGGGUCACUACAAGGACACAGGAGGGAGGGGCCCGGCUGUAGCGCUACGGAGGCAGAACAGCACCAACCCGGCCCCCCUGCAGCUGCACAGACAGAGCGACCAUGAAGAAAUCCGCUUAGAGGAAGCGCUCUCCGACGAAAGGCAACACAAGGUGAGUCGAACCAAGAUGGAGGACGGCUUCAACUCCGCGCUGGCCGCCUGCUUAGAGAGGCCGGUGGACGCCCGGUCUCUGGGCUGGGUGGAGGUCGGGGAGCAAGGUGGAGACGUCGUGCACAGAGGAGGUAUCGCUUUGGAGGGCCGCAGACUUCACUCGCCUCUUUCGGGGGUGAAGGCGAGCAUCAUGAACGAGCUGAGCUCCAAGCUGCAUCAGAUGGGCGGCAUGAAGAGCAUGGACGACUGGAGCCACUCCCCCCGGUCUCCCACCAUGAACAGGUACUCGGCGGAUUACUCCGAUGCGUUCCACAGCCCUCCCUCCGGCCGCUCCAUCUCUCCGCUGCCCACCUCCUCUCCGCAGCAUCAGCGCCAGAUCCUGACCCCGAACCUCUCCACCACGCCGUCCGUCUCCCCUUCCCCUCAAGUUCAACGCAACUGGACCCGCUCCCCGUCUCCGCAGAUUCCCACCUCCCCGGUUCACUCGCACUCCCCCCACUCCCCGACCUUCUGCCCGUACCCGACGUCACCGAAGCACCGCUCCAAGAUGCGUCGGCAGACUUUUGAUUUCCAGUGCAGCCCCACCAAGGAGAUGCGGUCCUCAGUGUCACGGCGGCGGGCCCCCAGCCCUCUCAUCUAUAACACUGAACAGCCGAUGCCCGCCCCUCCCCGCCCCUCCUCCCUCCCCAUCCUCCCGACUACACCUGUAUACAGCAACCCCUUCGAUUUUCCCGGGCCCCUCACCCCUCCUUCGCCUGGCCUCCCUCUAGGAGAUCCCUACGCGACUUCUUCUUCUCCACUUUACUCCCCAUCCGGUGUGCCGAGCUCAAACCCCCUACUCACCUCCCGCUCGCUCUCCCCCACUCAUUUUCUCUCUGGAGCCUCCUCCCCAUUGCACCUGCCCCCAAGCCCAUCCUGCCUCAACUAUCCCCAUCUCACUCCUCCUCCCCCAGCCAAACCCUUCGCCGUCAAGCCCCUGCCCUACUGGACCAAGUACGACGUGGCCGACUGGCUGGCUUACCUGAACCUGGCCGAGCACAGGGAGCAUUUUAUAGACAAUGAGAUAGACGGAUCGCACCUGCCUUCGCUCACCAAGGACGACUUCUUGGACCUGGGUGUGACGCGCGUGGGACACCGAAUGAACAUCGAGAGGGCGCUGAAGAAACUCACUGACAGGCGGCUCUCCUCUCCUUUGCAUGUCCCUUCUUCUCCCCGAGACACAGACUGGGAGUGAAGGGGUGAAUCAGAGAGGAAAUAAAAGGGAGACACACAAAUUGACAAAGGCGGACAAUAACAGAGGAUGUGCGAGAGAGGAACGGCGGACAUCAACAGGGUGUGUUGGACUAUGUCUAAGGGCUGGAUGUUUGUGGGGGGGGAGUUUUCUUGCAAAGUGUCUACACAUUUAGAGAAAUACUGUUGGAGAAAAUGACUUUUGGUCAAGAACGGGUAUGUGAAAGUGAGGAAUGUCGUAUGAAAACUCCUCAACUGAAAAUAUAUUUUUAAAGGAAAGGCAUUUAAUUAACACACCGUUAUGUGCUGUAAGAGACACACACACUGACAGACUCUCGCUCCAUCUGCUGCUCGGCAAAACUUCUGUCUGUGUUCAAAGGAAGAAGUUGAAAAGUUGAUGCUUGAAGGGUAAACCCCCGAUUAAAUGUUACUUAUUGUGGCUGAGCCAGAAACCCUGGGAAAAGCAGCCACCUCCUAACAUCUGUGUUGUAGCUUUAAGCAGAUCAGAGAAUCAAGUGGCUGUGAGUACAGGAGCCAGAACAUUAGAUUUAUGUUUGUGAAUGAUGAUAGAAGAACAUGGUAGUAUUCUUUUUAAUAUAUAUUUGCCAUACUCCCCCAAAGGAUGCCCCAGUAUGCUUCGUAUGUAUGUACUUUGCGAGCACUUAAUAUAUCUUACAUGUUCAACGGGAUUAGUAGAAACAUAUGUUUUGUACGAAGUGCCGAUCACAAUCAUUCAUUUCAAACUGGUCAGGGUAUUUAUAACUGUUGAUUUGAAGUUGUGCAUUAUGGUAUUGAGAAGACAUUGUUGUGAAGUAACCUUUCAGAGGAGGGGAAACUUUUCUCAACCUUUACUCGUGUUUAUGGCCAUAGCACAGGUCAAAGGGCGGACAGCGUCCUCCAUAAUGUUGACCGCGCUCUCUCACUCAGCAGGUGCAGUGAUCAAAAAGGGCUUUUUACUGCUUCUCUGUCUGCCUCACCCCCCCCCCCCCCCCCCCAAACUCUCACCCUCUGUGCGUCUGAUUUUGUGCGAGUGUUUGUCAGCUUGGUGGCCAAAUGCUUUCCCUUGACCCACGCCUCUCUCUUUCUAAAUGCCUUUUUCCAAAACAUAUUUAUAACGGUCAGAAAACUGUUCCUUUUCUCACUAGUUGACAAUCCCAAACGUUGCCCCCAAUCCACACAUCAUGACCCCUCGAUUAGAAGCACUGAGUGAUAACUGUAUCUGUUGCAUAGAGGUGAACGCCCUGGGUUUUUAAAAACAUGCCAUUGUUUAGCCAUUUUCCCCUGCAGUGAAUUUAACUGUAAAAAAAAACCACAUUAUUUAUAGAUCUAUAUGUAAUGAUGAUGACAAUGAUAACAUAAAAAUAUAGUAUAAUAAAGAUAAUAUUUAGUAUGUAAACAUUUUUAAGAAUCUCCGUCUUCCAAAUAGUGUGGACAAAUUCUUUGUUUUUGUUUUUAUUUUUGGGAUUUCUGUCGAUGCUUUCUAUACUGCUCGCCCCGUGGUGACCCCAGUGAAGCCGUUAGUCAACACGUUCUCUCUCUCUGAGUUUUAAAUGAUGACUCCUCAUGCUGAGUUGCCUCAACGCGAUCUCAUGAAGGACUUGUGUGAACAGUCCGAGCAGUAGUGUAGAAAGCAUUACAUCCUAUGAUUUAAAAGAGUAUUUUAGGUCUAGUGAAAUGCAUAAUGACUACAUACAGUAUGAGCAUAAGUAUGCAGAGAUAAAAAGGUAUAUAUAUAUAUAUAUAAAUAUCAAAAUAUAUAUAAAGUUUUGCUUUAAAUUGAAUAAAGUAUAUACUGAUAAACAAUAUGA